UUUGGCACCGUGCGUGUAGGCAGUUAGAAGAAUACUUGGUAAAGCUUUAGACACUCAAUUUAUCACAAGUCACGCGUUAGUAUGCCUUCCCACGGCCACGCAGCGCAAAUAGUUGAUAGUUAGCGAUGUUAAGACUCCAGAACAAGAGGAGGAGAGACGAACAACACAACAACUGCUACUUGCUGCCCAGAAAACAAGCAGUUGUAGGCAGAAGCAGAUCCCGGAACUUGAAACGGUCGGAAGCGAGCUAACGUUAGCUAGCUUUUUGUUGACAGUGCGCGUGCUGUCAAACCUGAACACGACCUCGUUAAAAGUAACUACUCAGUUAGCGUCAUACUUUGGGACUCGUACCGGCGACGGGUAGUUAGCAGCUUCCCAAAGUCGUUUUUGGGGCGAAAUUUGGUAGAAGUUUCCGACACUUUUAAACCACUUGUGGAUCUGGAAGAUGGCAUCAAGAGGAGGAUUCACACCGAUGAAUAUGAAUGUGAGCCCCAUGAAUGUUGGGCACGCUGCGGGCAUGAGGAUGCCAGGUAUGCCGCAGGCUCCGGCGGGAUACUCCCGGAGCAUGACCACCGCUCCCCAGUACCCCCAGCGCCCAGGGAUGCCGUCCAACAGAGUGGGAGGCCCCAUGGGAUCAAUGGGGGGUCAGCUGCCUGGUCCUUCUUACGGUGGUGGGAACAUGUCCAUGCGGCAAGGCAUGGGGCCUCCGAGCAUGGACGCCUCGAGGAAACGGUUCCUUCAUAUGCAUCAACAGCAGCAAGAGGCGCUGGGAGGCCUAAGACGAGGGGCAAAGAGACGCAAGAUGGCGGACAAGGUUCUUCCUCAGCGGAUCCGAGACCUGGUCCCAGAGUCCCAGGCCUACAUGGAUCUCUUGGCGUUUGAAAGGAAACUGGAUCAGACCAUUGCCCGAAAGCGUAUGGAGAUUCAGGAAGCCAUCAAGAAACCCAUUAUGCAAAAACGCAAGCUCAGGAUCUACAUUUCGAACACGUACACUCCCAGCAAGCCGGAGGGCGAGGAGGCCGAGAAGGUGUCCUCCUGGGAACUGAGAGUGGAGGGAAAACUUCUGGAGGAACCUGGCAAGCAGAAGAGGAAGUUCUCGUCUUUCUUCAAAAGCCUGGUGAUUGAGCUCGAUAAGGAGCUCUAUGGACCUGACAACCACUUAGUAGAGUGGCACAGAAUGCCCACCACUCAGGAGACCGACGGUUUCCAGGUCAAAAGGCCCGGCGACGUGAAUGUUAAAUGCACCCUCCUGCUCAUGCUUGACCACCAGCCCCCUCAGUACAAACUGGACCCGCGGUUGGCUCGCCUGCUGGGUGUGCACACUCAGACGCGGGCCAGCAUCAUGCAAGCUCUCUGGCUCUACAUCAAGAACAACAAGCUGCAGGACUGUCAUGAGAAGGAGUACAUCAACUGCAACCGCUACUUCAGACAGAUCUUUGGCUGUCCUCGCAUGAGGUUCUCAGAGAUUCCCAUGAAACUGGCCGGCCUGCUGCAGCACCCUGACCCCAUCAUCAUCAAUCACAUGAUUAGUGUGGACCCCACAGAUCAGAAGAAGACGGCGUGCUAUGACAUUGAUGUGGAGGUGGAUGACCCACUGAAGGGCCAAAUGACCAGUUUCCUGUCCUCUACAACCAACCAGCAGGAAAUUGCUGCACUGGAGAUGAAGAUCCAUGAGACGAUUGAGUACAUCAACCAGCUGAAGACUGAGAGGGACUUCAUGCUGAGCUUCAGUAACAAUCCACAGGACUUCAUCCAGGACUGGCUCAAGUCUCAGUGCAGAGAUCUGAAGUUGAUGACAGACGUGACAGGAAACCCAGAGGAGGAGAGGAGGUCUGAGUUCUACCAGGCGCCCUGGGUACCAGAGGCGGUGGGCAGAUACGUGUACUCCAAAGUGCAGCAGAGGAGGCAGGAGCUGGAGCAGGUGUUGGGCAUCCGACUCACCUAAAGACAUACUCCAGAGACGUAGUUUAUUCGCCAAACGUUAACGUCUGCACAAUCGAAAUUGGAAUUUGCUUAAAGAGAAAUAAGCUAAUGCUGCAGCUUAAAUGUUCACAAAGCCAUCCUCACUGACAUGGUAUCAUAACCCAGCUUCUAAGUGGGAUACAUAUAAGAUAACAGUUCUAAAAUCAAAGUAUAUGGGACCAAAGUGAUGAUUAACACGUCCCUUAUCAUAUGUUUGCCUUGCAUUGUCUUGUCAUGUUGAGCCUGUUCAAAUAACCGCUGCCUUGUUUUGCAAUAUGUUUUGUUUAUGGUACAAUAUGCUUAAGAUAUUUUAAGCAUCGGUGCUGUCGAGGUGUUUUUCACCAACACAUUGUGUGCUGUUUUGAAAAGGUCUGUUUACCGUCAUAUGUGAAAGCCAUAACCUUUAGAAAGGAACAAUGCCUAGUGAGAAAUAUAUGUUGUUUUUUUUAUUUCAAAAACAAAUUUAGAAAAUACAGAUUAUUUUCUGGAAAAACAGGAACAAGAAUGAUGUCUGAUGACUUGGAUAGGAACACAUAAGAAGCCUUUUACGCCAACAAUAUUUUUUUUGCUGUUUUUUUAUAUAUAUAUAUAUUGGUGGAUAUAUAAUUUGAAAUUUGAAAGCAGGAUUUUCAGGACAGCUCUCCUUUGGGAAAAGCUUGAGCUCCUUAUUUGAGUCCACUCUGUCCAGCUGUAACUCAGCAGCUUUUUUUUGUACUUCUUGGAUGUUUACAUGCUGUUUUUAUUUGUUAUUGGGGGUCUUUAAUGCCAGGAAGAGGAACAGUGGCUGGCUCUUUGGAUUGAAGGGAAGAUCCAAACCUCGGAAGAAGGUUACCUGGUGUUAAUGAAAUAGGCAGUUGUAGCGUGUCACUUAAAAUGCACCGAAUUGUUUUGUACAGUUUAUAUUUUCCCGAGCUAACUUUUCAUUGAAAUGCUAUUUUGUUAAGGUUUUUGUAUGAGAGGGUUUUCUGGAUCUCUUUAAACAUUCCGUGUUAACAGAUUUCGCUGUGCCAAAAUUUGUUUUGUGAAGCAGGCACUUAUAAUUUGAGAAUUGUUGUGUACAAAUAUUUUGUUGUACAGCCUCUUUUUAAAAUGUUUGCAUGUUAUGUAUCAAUCAAAUGCCUUUAUCUUUUAUACAUUUGGAGUUGUUUUUUUGUUUUGUUUUUUACAAUAAAUAUACUUACAAAUGU
This is a messenger RNA of Epinephelus moara (kelp grouper), 3149 nucleotides long. RefSeq names its product SWI/SNF related, matrix associated, actin dependent regulator of chromatin, subfamily d, member 2 (gene smarcd2). Lineage: Eukaryota; Metazoa; Chordata; Actinopteri; Perciformes; Serranidae. The transcript has 13 exons. The record is from RefSeq and is a predicted model, not a curated record. Gene Ontology annotation, cellular component: SWI/SNF complex; nucleus. Bases 446 to 1945 code for a protein of 499 amino acids. Gene Ontology annotation, biological process: regulation of transcription by RNA polymerase II.